GGCGAGGCCUGAGCUGCAGCCCCCGCCCCGGGGCAGGGACGAUGCCGGUGAAGAAGAAGAGGAAAUCCUCAGGGCCGGCGGCUGCAACGGCGACGGACGACACCGGCCUCAAGAGAUGUAAACUCAGCAGAAUCAUAGAAUGGUUUGUGGUGGAAGGGACCUUAAAGAUCAUCCCGUUGCAACCCCCCUGCCAUGGGCAGGGACACCUCCCCACUAGACCAGGCUGCCCAAAGCUCCAGCUGUUGCAGAUCACAAGCCUCCGGUAAAGUAGUGAGUGGAGAGGAACAUUUUUCAAGCAAAAAGUGCCUGGCUUGGUUUUACGAAUAUGCAGGCCCUGAUGAAGUUGUGGGGCCUGAAGGAAUGGAAAAGUUCUGUGAAGACAUCGGUGUCGAGCCUGAAAAUAUUAUUAUGUUAGUUUUAGCCUGGAAACUAGAGGCUGAGAGUAUGGGAUUUUUUACCAAGGAAGAAUGGUUAAAAGGAAUGACCUCAUUACAGUGUGACUGUACAGAAAAAUUACAAAGUAAAUUUGACUUCUUACGGUCACAAUUGAAUGACAUUUCAUCCUUUAAGAAUAUCUACAGAUAUGCCUUUGAUUUUGCAAGGGAUAAAGACCAGCGAAGUCUUGAUAUUGAUACUGCAAAAUCCAUGUUAGCUCUUCUGCUUGGAAGAACUUGGCCGCUGUUUUCAGUAUUUUAUCAAUACCUGGAGCAAUCGAAGUAUAGAGUUAUGAACAAGGAUCAGUGGUACAACGUGCUAGAGUUCAGCAGAACUGUCCAUGCAGAUCUUAGCAACUACGAUGAAGAUGGCGCAUGGCCUGUACUUCUGGAUGAAUUUGUUGAAUGGCAAAAAGUGCGUCAAGCGUCAUAGCAAGAAUUGAAAAGAAAAUGCAAAAGGUUUUUUUGGUGCCUGCCUGUACACAAGCUAAUGAGACAAACAAAGGAUUGCAUUUUCAUUUUUAAGAAAGACUUUACAGUAAUUUUCUUCCUUUUUUAAGGAGGUUUUCUUGUUACACGUGAUAUGGGCAUUGAACCACACCUCUUCCAAGACUGAAAGUUGGAGUUCUUGUUUUGAGUCUUAUGUUGAUAGCAUUUAUUUCAGAACAAUAAAGAUUCAGAUUUGUGACAAAGGCCUAAAAGUGAAGAAUGUCCCUUGAAUGUGAGUGUGGUGUCUAUUUUUAAAACCAAAUCUUUACAAUUAUCUUUCUCAAAAGUGCCCUUUGCUGUGAAUUUUUGAAGACCUUAAAAAUGCUUACCUGGCACUGUUGCUUGCUGAUGGUAUGAUUGUCUUGUGUGACAAACAUUAGAAGGAAUGACUGAUUUUUUUUUUCUUGGAGCCCUAGGUGGGAGUGUGCUGACUUGUGUAUUAAGUGUUGGUCAUGGGUUGUGCCACAAUUUUCAGCUCCUUGUGGAGGAAAAAGCCUUAACUCUUUCUUUUUUGUUUGGUACCCACCCAGUGGUGUGGCAUUUAAUGGCAGGCCCUUUAAAAACAGGAAGGUGGAGAGCAUAUGGCUCUGUGUGCAGAACAGCUGAGAACUAUUGCCUGUACUACAGAUGGUGAACACAAAUAUGCUUUGGUACAGUAAGGCAGCUUCAAAUUUUUUUUUACUAUGAUUUAGACUUUGAAUUGCUUUGUAUAAAAAGUGCAAUUUGUAUUUUAAAAGGGAAAGCUGGAAAGACUUGGUUUCAGGCCUUGCUUCUUAAGUGUUUUCGACUGGAAGCAUUCACAAUGUGACUUUUUUUAUCUCCAUAUAUGCUUUUCAUAGUGUCAGUCAAGAAGAGACUAUUAAAUCACCUAGCAUUGACCUGUAUAUAACAGGGUAUUAAUUUUUACCGUGUUACUCUAUGCUUUGAGUCCAAUGACUACUGUGAUUGCCCUUUUAGGUGCUUAGUAUUUGUGGCAAACUUUAAAUACAGUAGAUUUUUGUCACUUUGCCUUCCUGCCCAGGAAGGCCCAGUGCCAACCUUGAGAAGGAAAGGGAUUUUAAUGAGUAAAUGUGAGAAACCAAAACAGAAUGAGAGAAUAAAGCAUUUGUAACUUCAUUUAUUUUAUAAAUGUAUUAUGUAGACUGUGACAAUGCCAUGAAACUCAGUCAGUGAUGAAGGCCUCAUUGUGCCAAAUAUUUCAACAGCUUGAAACAAGAAGAGACCAUUUAAACUAGGCAUGACUUGAAGAUCUUUGCCUCAGGGAAAUGACUUCUGUUUUGCACAUCCCUAUUCAAACUAACAAGCGUGAGCUUUCCUAUCCUUAAAGAAAGCUUUAUUCCCAAGAUGAAUUUUUUUUACAAGGGAGGGGUAGGGGGAAGGUGUGAAGAGAAAUACUGAGUAGUCAAACUAGUAGUGUGUGCCUGUGCUCUUGUUCUACUGGAGAGGACCACUCUUUCAACUCACUCUGCAGACCUCCUUGCUGUGGGCUGCAGGACGCGAUGCAGUGGUGGUUUGUGGGCUGUUCUGUGAGUGACCUGAUAGUACAGUUGAACCUUAGAAGCUUGCUUCUGCCUAAGCAGGAAAAAAGCGGUGAGAAUCGGGGGGGAGACGACCAACAGCUGAGAUACUUGGAAGAUCUCUUCUUCUAAUGUGGCUAGUGUCUGUGUGCAUGCAAGCAGAUGCACUUCAGCUGCUCUAAAUAUUUUUGCAGCUUUUUCAAGGGAAGUACUUAAGUUUAGAGCUCCUGUAGGUUCCAGCACUUCUCAUCAAUAUGUUACAAGUUGUCCACUUGCAUCGCUGGUAAUUCUGAUUUCACUCAUAGCAGAGUGCCUUUCAUUUGGAAGUUGCCCUACCCCGCAGAAAGUUAGUGCCAGAAUGAGAUUAAAUUCCAGAGUCCCAAGAUCUACUGGUACAGUCAGGUCCUAAGAUGAACAAAUAAGCGUGCACCAAUCAACUCAACGUCGUGGGAAGUACUGCUGUAUCCUAAAUCUCCGCAGGGGCACUGAUUCUGAAAAGACUUUCUCAAAUUCACUACAAGGGCUUUCCUUGCUUAGUAUGUUUAGUCCCUGUUAUAACUGGGAAAUUCUCUUCCCUGAAAUAACAGUUAGAAGGUGAAUGUUUUAUAGUGUGGUUGAGAAAAGAAAUAAUGAUCUUUUUUAGGUAACUACAAACUGCUGUGAAUUCAACUUAAACCAGUUGGUCCUAGAGGAUGAUAUUAGUCUAACAGUAGAAGUGAUGCAUCUACCAUUCCCAGUUGGUCAAGUACUUACUGUUAAAGUGUAAGACAUGAUAUGAUGUAUCAUUUGUAUCUCUGUUAAGGUUUUAUCAGUGUUCCUAUAAUAAAUCCAUGUUUCAGGGAUUUAUGACUUGGUUGUGUGUGUGAUGGAAAAUCGUCAGUUACUGUAAAACUUUGACUGAGAAUGAAUGUAUUUGAACUACUUAAUAUAGUUUUACAAAUUGGAAUAAAAUAGGAUUUUAAGUUAUGUUCUUGUGCUCAAAACUGCAAUCAGAUUUAUUGUUUAAAUGUGAACUAAUGGCUUGUACAGUUUCAUUGCAGGCUGAUCACUUUCAUUAGCUGUCUUCUAGUAAAUCAGCUUACAGCUUACUGUGGAUAAGAGCCAAAAGCUGUUUGUUUAUUUCAAUUUUCUUAACUUUGCGCACUUCCACAAUCCAAAACUGAGUUCAGCCGAGUACUUUCUUUAGUCUUUGUACUUUUAAUUUCGCUUUGCUCAGGUGUAUUUCACUCUAUUGAAUUAAGAAAAAGUGACACCUUAUUUCUCAGCACUCUAAGCUGAAAGCUCGCAGGUGAAAUAUUCUGCCACGGUUAUGAGAAAAAAUAAAAUUGAAGGUGAAAUGUCUUCCAAAACUAAAUCGUAGUGGUGUCUAUCUUGGUGUUAUAAACUUCACUUUAAUCUGACUUUCAUUUCUCAACACUUAUUCUUCCUAACGUAACUAAAUUUUUCCAGUUUUCUUAGACAACUGACAAUUUUGGGUUUAAAAUCCAAAAAUGCCCAUGUGUUCAUGAAAAAAGCCAUCCAUACUGGUAGAUUGGAAUGUAAUAUUUCUCCUAUGUAAAAAUGUGAUCAUGUAUUAAACAGUCAUGUAUAUUUACCUCUGUCUUUUAACUAUAUGUGUAGUUUUGAUCGGAUUUAUCUUUGCUGUUUAAACGCCUCAUUCCUUACCAAUGGCUGUAAUUUCACAUUUCUAUAUAGUGGCGUUUGAGUUUGGCAUUGGAGAUCUCUGCAGGAUCCUGGGACCCGUGCAGGCACCCCAGCAGGGGACACUGUGGGCUGCAGUUCCAUUCCUACGAUUUAUCCAUCGUUCAAAAGCCUUGAGCUGAUCUGUUAGUAUUGACUGCACAAAAACUGAAAAAGGGACCAUAAAUUUAACAUUUCUGAUGUUUUAUUAAUCUUUUAAGCUAGUGAACAGUUCUUUCAAUGCGAUGUGUACAAACCUGUACAGGUUUAGCUUUAAAUAUGAUGAAUAAAUAUGAUGGUAUAUAAUAGGGCAGAAAUCUUAUUUUUC
Messenger RNA from Cuculus canorus (common cuckoo), 4448 nucleotides. It is a transcript of the gene DCUN1D5, whose product is annotated as defective in cullin neddylation 1 domain containing 5. Gene Ontology annotation, biological process: protein neddylation; positive regulation of ubiquitin-protein transferase activity. Lineage: Eukaryota; Metazoa; Chordata; Aves; Cuculiformes; Cuculidae. Bases 193 to 867 code for a protein of 224 amino acids. The transcript has 9 exons. Gene Ontology annotation, molecular function: ubiquitin conjugating enzyme binding; cullin family protein binding; ubiquitin-like protein binding. Gene Ontology annotation, cellular component: ubiquitin ligase complex. The record is from RefSeq and is a predicted model, not a curated record.